Racocetra persica is the source of this 501-nucleotide messenger RNA. The record is from the annotation of a GenBank genome assembly. Lineage: Eukaryota; Fungi; Glomeromycota; Glomeromycetes; Diversisporales; Gigasporaceae.
AUGAACAAAAUUUUAGCUAAAUAUACUGAACUUUCUGAUGAAAUACUUUCUGAUGAAGAUUAUGAUGCAAACGAAGGCUCAAAUACGUUUAAUUCUUUUGAAGCGACAAAAAAAAGGAAGUGUGAAAUUUCAUCAACAAAUGAUAAAAAUAAUAACGACCAAGCAACAUUAUCAACUUUGAUUAGUUCAUCACCUAAAAAUAAUAGAAAUGCACAAAAUGCAACUUCUCAUGUAACUGUUAGCUUAUUGCAUGAUAUUGACGCACAAUUCAUAAAUUAUUUUGUGAUAUCACCUACUAUUAGAAGAAAUGUAAACGCACCAAAUUUAGCCGAACAAUCACAUGCUUCAUCAUUAUCAAAUAUCAUCUCUGCUUCAAACGCAAAUGCUCUACAUGUUGGAAAUACUUUACAAUAUGAUUCUAAUAGUAUGCGCGUUCACCAUAUAGAUGAAAUUGGUAUUGUUAAUCAAAUAAAAAUUAGUAAAUAUGAUCUUGUUUUCAUG